GCAUCAAAUUCAUAAUGACUAUCCUCCACAUUCUGAUCCUCUGCUUCUUAUCAGAUGCAGCCAGGUUUGCCAAAGCAGGCAUUUGGGUUGGACCUGAAGGAGGAAAUUUAUCACUUUACAGCCACUUCACUCGAUCUGGAAGCACAAAGUUCUUCUGUAAGAAGAAAUGUGAGCGAACAGAAGAUAUUCUCUUAAAAACAGAUGGAACCACAGCUCAGAGCGGCAGAUACAGCAUUGAAUACAAAGAAGGAUCUUCAGGAUCUUCAGGAAGAGGGAGGCUGUCUUUUACCAUCACACAUAUGACAGCCUCUGACUCAGGAAUGUACCGGUUUGGUUUGGGCAACUCUUCUGCUCCAGAUUCAUACUCUAACUUUAACGUCAGAGUUUCAAAUGACUUUCAUAAAAAAUCUGGAUUCAUCCGUGCAGAAACUGAAGGAAAACAAAUACAAUUUGGAUGUGCCAAUGGCAAACAUGGAACGAGGAAGUUCCUUUGUAAGAAUCCAUGUAACAAUGAAGGGAACGUUCUCAUUGACACAACCAAUGAGAAAGCUGAGAAUGGCAGAUACAGAAUUGAAUACAGAGCAGGAUCUGCAUUUGGACUGUACGCAGCUAUCACACAGCUGACCGAGGCUGAUACUGGACAAUACAGAUGUGGUUAUGGCAACCCUCUGACUCCAGAUUCAUACAUGACUGAAGAUAUUGUUGUCAUAGGUGAUUCAAACCCAGCAGCCUCCACACCACCAACAACACAGACUCAAAGUUUCACUUCCGGAAGCUCCAAACGUUCUUCAGAUUGUCCUGACUCCUCGUUGUUUCUGGCUGUGCGUCUGUCCUUGGUUGGUGUUUUGCUGUUGUCUGUUUUUCUGCUGCUCAUGUACAUUUGUAAGAUCAGGAGGAAUGCUGGACUGAACACCAGAGAAAAUCCAGACGACACAAACAUGGAGUUAUCGGCUACAUACGAGAACUAGGGUCCAACCUCCAAACAAGAAGACUCCAGAAGUGCCAAGAACAAACCUACUCUGUAGUUAUAAAGACACACAUGCACACACACGCACGCACACCUCC
Messenger RNA from Archocentrus centrarchus (flier cichlid), 1065 nucleotides. RefSeq lists its product as uncharacterized. The record is from RefSeq and is a predicted model, not a curated record. NCBI's taxonomy places the organism in Eukaryota, Metazoa, Chordata, Actinopteri, Cichliformes, Cichlidae. The transcript has 5 exons. Gene Ontology annotation, cellular component: plasma membrane. The coding region runs from base 15 to 968 and encodes 317 amino acids. Gene Ontology annotation, molecular function: transmembrane signaling receptor activity.